AUGGCUGGAGUCAGAACUUACGAGCUGUCUGAGGCAGACAAAAGGGGGUUCACAAAAACGGUGAAAGUUUUGAUCUGCUAUGAGCUUCAGUCCAUAGCUGAUCCAGACGAUGUGAUCACCUCCAUCGUGCAAGGCGUGAGAAACGCGACUCACCAACUGCCCUUCAUGGCAGGGAACUUGGAAUUUCAGAAGUCCGGCAAGCUCUGCAUUGUAGUGUCUCCAGAAGAUCAGGUUGAAGUCAACAUCCGGAGAUUCGGAUCUACUGAGCACAAGCCUUUCUCCAUGUUGGCCAAGAAUUCCUUCUCCUCAACUGACCUGGACCUAACUCAACUAUUGCCUGACGAGGCCAUAGGCAAGAAGGGUGUCUGUGCAUUACAUCUGAAUCUUAUUGAGGGUGGUCUCAUCAUGGGCUUCCGAAUGAACCAUGCUGUUGGGGACUGGGCGUCGAUCAAUACAUUCUUGUCUCUCAUUUGUCAAAGCACUAAGGCGCACCAAGCUGGACUUGAUGGUCCAACAUACACCCCAAAUCUGAACAGAGCACCUUAUAAUACCCCAGCUCCGGACCCGUCUUUGUCAAGGGAAGAACUACUCGAAAGCCUGCCAAUGUUUUAUGUCAUGAACAAGAGCGAUUUCAAGCCCCCACCGCCGCCCCCGGCUUUCAAGUCGAAUAUCUACAAGAUCAAGGAGCGAACGAUUCAACAACUCAAAUCGCGCUGUGUUCCGUUCCUGGGAGAUGUUGACUAUGUCACCUCUUAUGAUUGCAUUGCUGCCCUCGCCUGGAGGUCAAUCACACGAGCCCGGCUUGGAGUCCACCCAGAGAAAUCCAGCAUGUUGUCACGUUUCGUUCACCCCAUCGAUGUCCGUACAAGGGACCCGGAUCAAAUGACAAGUAAGAAGUACUUUGGCAACGCCGUUAUCGGAUGCCAAGCCGACCCUGUCACUGCGCGGGAAUUGGUAGCGGAUGGAGACAAAGACUAUGCGACCACGGCAAUCCUCAUCCGCAAGUCCAUAUCUAAAGUUAGCCUAUCCACAGUCGGACAUAUGACGUCUCUCAUUGGAUCUCUCUCUCCGGCAGAGACGCUGGGCAGCUUGGCAGAUUUCUCUGACAUGGACCUUCUGAUGAAUACCUGGUAUUCGGGCAAGGCAGAGAAUUAUGAUAUUGGAGCUGGCUCUGUCCCUGUCGCAGCUAGACUGGAGGCAGCAGGAGCCUGUGCAAUGAUUUUGCCAGAUUUCUCGUGUGGAGGGGAGCGAACCUUUGAAAUCUUCGUGCAGUUACCCGUUGAAGAACUUGAUCUAUUUGAGAAAGAUGCAGAGUUCUCAACUUAUUUCGAGCCUGUUGUGUGA
Penicillium nucicola is the source of this 1344-nucleotide messenger RNA. RefSeq lists its product as uncharacterized. The transcript has a single exon. Gene Ontology annotation, molecular function: acyltransferase activity, transferring groups other than amino-acyl groups. The record is from RefSeq and is a predicted model, not a curated record. Gene Ontology annotation, biological process: secondary metabolite biosynthetic process. NCBI's taxonomy places the organism in Eukaryota, Fungi, Ascomycota, Eurotiomycetes, Eurotiales, Aspergillaceae. The coding region runs from base 1 to 1344 and encodes 447 amino acids.